Messenger RNA from Cladophialophora yegresii CBS 114405, 771 nucleotides. RefSeq names its product V-type proton ATPase subunit D. Gene Ontology annotation, biological process: vacuolar acidification. The record is from RefSeq and is a predicted model, not a curated record. The transcript has 6 exons. Gene Ontology annotation, molecular function: proton-transporting ATPase activity, rotational mechanism. The coding region runs from base 1 to 771 and encodes 256 amino acids. Gene Ontology annotation, cellular component: fungal-type vacuole membrane; vacuolar proton-transporting V-type ATPase complex. Lineage: Eukaryota; Fungi; Ascomycota; Eurotiomycetes; Chaetothyriales; Herpotrichiellaceae.
AUGUCUUCAGGAGCAGGCCGAGAGGCCGUCUUCCCCACGCGGCAAGCGUUGGGUCAGAUGAACAGCAAGUUGAAGGGAGCGCAGACCGGCCACAGCUUGCUCAAGAGAAAGAGUGAAGCCCUGACAAAGCGUUUUCGAGAGAUCCUCAAACGAAUCGACGAGGCCAAGCGUAAGAUGGGCCGAGUCAUGCAAAUCGCCGCCUUCUCCCUUGCCGAAGUAACCUAUGCUGUCGGAGGAGACGUGGGCUACCAAAUUCAAGAGUCCGUCAAGACCGCGCGGUUCAGGAUCAAGACCAAGCAAGAGAACGUCUCGGGAGUCUUUCUACCACAAUUCGAAGGAUACACCAAGGAUGAGAUAAAUGACUUCGGCCUGACAGGUCUGGGUAAGGGAGGUCAACAGGUGCAGAGAUGUCGAGAGACAUACACGCGAGCGGUCGAGACUCUGGUCGAGCUGGCCAGCUUGCAGACUGCCUUCAUGAUCUUAGACGAGGUCAUCAAAGUGGUCAAUCGAAGAGUCAAUGCCAUUGAGCACGUCAUUAUUCCACGGACAGAGAACACUAUCAAAUAUAUCAACUCGGAACUCGACGAGCUUGACCGCGAAGAGUUUUACAGACUCAAGAAAGUCUCAGGCAAGAAGCAGAGAGAUCAGGCUGCCGCUGAUGCGGAGAUGAAGCGGAAGAGAGAAGCAGAGAAAGAAAGGCCGGACCAGGAAAAUGGUGCUGAAGCGCAAGAUGUCCUUGGUGAACACGAGGAUGAAGACGUUAUCUUUUGA